Molecule: messenger RNA, 6193 nt
Organism: Rattus norvegicus (Norway rat)
Lineage: Eukaryota; Metazoa; Chordata; Mammalia; Rodentia; Muridae
Source: RefSeq, a predicted model, not a curated record
GUGAGGCUACCAUGGCGGGAGGAAUCAAAGUGGCGGUGUGGUCGGCGGUUGGUCCGGGGCCCGGGUGCUGCGGGGCCGGGGGCGGCGGAGCCGCGUGGCUGCUCUUGGUCGUCGCCGGCUGCGUGGUCGGCUGCUCAGCCCACAGGGUUAGGUCUCACUGUGGCAUUCACUCUCCAGUGAGAGGAGUUGUUCGUUCUCCUCCUCCACCUGCCCCUGCUCUUUGCACUGUGUGUGGACCUUAGCCUCUCCAUUUUGAUGGCAUAUCUGGAAUUGAUGUAAAUGUGGUCAUGCUUCAGGAAUCCCAAGUUGAUAUGAAUUCCAGUCAACAGUUCUGUUAUAAAAAUGUGCUUAUCCCAAAGUGGCAUGAUAUAUGGACACGGAUACAGGUUCGGGUAAAUAGCUCCAAAUUGGUCCGUGUUACCCAGGUGGACAGUGAGGAGAGGCUGAAGGAGCUGGAACAGUUUAGUGUCUGGAACUCUCUCUCUUCUUUUUUAAAAGAGAAACUGAAUGAUACCUAUGUUAAUGUGGGUCUGUACAGCACAAAAACCUGCCUCAAAGUUGAGAUUAUAGAGAAGGACACCAAAUACAGUGUCAUUGUGACACGGAGAUUUGACCCCAAGCUCUUCCUUGUUUUCCUCCUUGGACUGACACUGUUUUUUUGUGGAGACUUGUUGAGCAGGAGUCAAAUUUUCUACUAUUCCACUGGGAUGAGCGUGGGAAUCGUGGCUUCUCUCUUAAUCGUCAUUUUUAUGAUCUCUAAAUUGAUGCCCAAGAGAAGUCCCAUUUACGUCAUCCUGGUAGGAGGCUGGUCCUUUUCUCUGUACCUCAUUCAGCUAGUUUUUAAGAAUUUGCAAGAGAUAUGGAGGUGUUAUUGGCAUUAUCUUCUAAGCUACAUCCUCACAGUUGGAUUCAUGAGUUUUGCAGUGUGCUAUAAGUAUGGGCCUCUGGAGAAUGAACGCAGCAUCAACCUACUGACCUGGACGCUGCAGCUGCUGGGCCUGGGUUUCAUGUAUUCCGGCAUUCAGAUCCCGCAUGUUGCCUUUGCUCUCAUCGUCAUUGCACUGUGUACUAAGAACCUGGAGUACCCUAUCUACUGGCUGUACAGCACCUACAGAAGGAUGUGUAAGGCAUCAGAAAAGCCUGUCCCCCCUCGCCUCCUGACAGAAGAAGAGUAUCGGAUACAAGGAGAGGUGGAGACCCAAAAGGCUUUACAGGAACUCCGAGAAUUCUGUAACAGUCCGGAGUGCUCUGCCUGGAAGACAAUAUCUCGAAUUCAGUCUCCAAAAAGAUUCGCCGACUUUGUAGAAGGUUCUUUUCACCUUACGCCAAAUGAAGUUUCUGUUCAUGAGCAGGAGUAUGGACUAGGGAGCAUCCUUGCCCAGGACGAGGAGCUGUCCUCAGAGGAGGAGGGCUCAGAGGACCUUCCUCUGACACAGAACAGUUUCCUGACUUAAAUGGCAGUCAUUUGUUUUCAUGUAGACUGGCACGAUGCCUUGGUGACCCAUGUUGAAAGCGCUGUGCAAUUCUCCCAGGCUUUGAUGACAGCCUGGAGCAGGUGCAGGAGUUCUCAUACUGAAAUGAGGGGGCUUCGUGGGUUGCCCUCUGGCAGUACUUUUGGUGUGUACUUCAGGAUGGUCCUCUUCGAGGAGAGAUUGACAGAGGCAGUGAGGGCUGUGACCAUUUGCUUCUGACAAUUGAGCGCUUGACCCGCUUUGCUGUUCUUGAAGUAAUUGCCCACAGCCAGCAGGACAUCCUAGCUCCUGUUUGAAAGUUUACUGAAUUCUGGCAACUCUGUCACUGUGACAAACCCUUAGAAAUGAGUAUUAAGUGCAGUAAUGCAUUCAAAUGGAGGCUGCAUCUUUUAAAGAGAAUCUAUGAGUGAAAGCCAUUUUUUUUUACUUCUGUCUGCUUUUAUUUCAGUGGAUCCUUAUAAUAAUCCUUGAUUUAAAUAUUGAAGAAGAAAUAGAUUAUUACCUAUCUUGUUUUUUAAACAAAUGUAUUUUUUUAAGUGCAACAAAUUCAUGUUCCAGAACCAAUAAGUGCUCCAGAGUACAAACCCUACUGAUCCCAGAUAUUUAUUGGUAUGGGUACUUCGUGGAAACCCCUGGAGCUGCUGCUGCUGGUGAGCCUUGAACUCUCACGAGUCUGAUUUUAGUUUGCUUGCAUUUAGGAGAAUGUCUGCUGCCCUUCUGUAGGUUCGGUUUCCUAAGCUUUUUAUUUAACACUGGCAUUUUUCUCUUGCCGUUUCUCACCACUGACUUUUCCCACUCAGGAACUCCCUUUCCUGUGGAGUGUGCACAGUUGAGAAUCUGUCUCAUUUUCUGAUUUGCCUCCACCUCCUUUCUAACGUAUCUCCUGCUGUGUACCUCAGGCUGGCCCAGGUUCCCUCUGCAUCCAGCAGUUCUGUUUUGACUUUCCUUCCCUGUCAGGGGCUGCUAUGUACCUCAGGCUGGUCCUUUCACCUUAGCUUUUAGCUGCUGGAAUUUUAAGCCUGUGCUGCUGUACCAAGUUUCUUUUUUUCUUCUUUUUUAGUUUUCGAGACACAGUUUCUCUGCAGUUGCUCUAUAGACCAGACAGGCCCGGAACUUACAGAGAUCCACCUGCCUCCGCCUCCCAAGUGUGCUACCACCGGCUGGCAUGUCAAACUUCUAGUCUUGUUUCUUACAUAUAAAUACCCCUUUACCUUGGUUCCUUAUUUAUACUCCUCUUCCCCCCCCCAGUCAGAUCACAGAUUUUCUGAGUUGCUACACAAUCAGGAAACUGUCCCAGGGCUGGGGAUGUAGCUUAGUGGUAGAGUGCUUACUGGUUCAGCAUGCAAGGCCCUGAUUGGAUCACUCCCACCACAACAACAAAAUGAGCCUUUUCUCCUUGUCCUUGUCUCCCUUUUAUGUAUCCAUUCUACCCAUUCAGCCUUCCUUCCCACCAGCAUGCUCCCAGGUCUUGGAAUUUGUAAGUCCUGAGCAGCCAUCUAUUGAGUGUCUUUCCAUACAGUUUUAGUUUUGUAGCUGGCAGAGAGCAGACCUUCAGGUGUGCUUCCUGCCUCUGCUGCCCAUUCAGCUGUUAGAUCUGACACAUUCCUGAGUGUACUACACUUACAGGUCCAUUUCGGUAGAGAUGCUGCCCCUGCAGUGAUGUCAGCUUCAGAACCUCUUGCCUUUGCAGAACCCUUAGAAGCUAGCAGGAUUGUUUAUGAGGGACAGACCCUCAAGUUUCUGCCGUUUGCUUGGUUCUUUCAUUGUGAUCUUCACCAUACACUGGAGGAAGUGUGUAAUGUUUGUAAUUCCUUCAGCCAGGGAGGUCGGUGCUCACUCAGGAAUACAGCAUCAGACUCAUUGUCUUAGGAUCAUCAAGGAGGAAGAUGGUAUUUUCAGGAAGCUCUUAGGGCUUCUUCAGAUCCGCUUUCAACAUGUAAUUUUGGAAGACCCUGGGCUCUACUGCUAGCAUCCAAAAUGUCAGCUGAGACACCUCUCCAGGUGGCCAGUUAGUUAUUUCAACCAAUGUUCCCCAUAGCCUUAAAUUGUCCUAAAGUGACAACUACCUCACUUGGUAGAAGGUGACAGAGGAGAAAUGAAAAGGAGCAGUGUCUGAGCAGGCGCUGUGGUUAGAGCUGAGGGUACAAGAAACUUUGUGACGGAGCCUUUUUGUCUUUGUGAAUUAUGAACGUGGUAAAAAUUUGUCCCCUCUCAAAGAACUUAAAGCUCCUGAAGGGGUGGGAAUGAACUUCAGAGGCAGUGAGUGCUUGUCCCGCAGGUACAGGCUGUGGUUCAGUUUUUGGCACCCCAAAAACAAAGCCCACCACUAACGAGAGCCUCCAGAAUAUGCUGUUUUGGAGGCUUCUCUACAGAAAUUUAUACCUAGUGUAUUUUAGUGUAAACUCAGUUGUACACCUGGUGUAGGUCUUGGCAGACCUUAGUGCCUCCCCCCCCCCUCGCUCCUUAUGGAUGGUAGCUUGCUAAGGCUUUGGACUUCUAUUAAUUUUAAUGAGUAGUCACUGUAAGUGACUUUGAUCUUCUGUGGGUUGACUCCCUGUGAAAUACAGAUUUCUUUUCAAGGCCAUUUUUAAUUUAACUGUAUUUGAAUUUGGGGCAAGCAAACCAAGCUCAUUUUCUUACCCCUGCUUGGUAGUUGGAGAACAGAGUGCUGUGAGAGCUGCUCUCAGACAGUGAAGGACAGAUGGCGCCUACUCUGUAUGCUGUGUAUCCUUGCCCCGCCCGCCCACCCACCUGCCCACCCCUUCUGCUGUGCUGGGUAUAGAGCCCAGCCUCUGCCUGUCCAGACACUGCCUGAGUGAGCUCAGUCUCAUCCCUCAGAAUGAUCUGAUCAAGGACUAAAGGGAGAACUGGAGUGAGCUGGAGCCAUGUGUGCUGCCAUGUCAGCAAUCAGCAACCCAGAAAUUGGUUCCAGGACUCAGGAUCUCGAUGGUAUUGGAAAUCUAUUGCUUCUAAUGGGUCUGACCUAACUGAAUUCAUAGAACAUGACUCCCAUUAAUGGGAACACGAGAGGCACCGGCAUAAAACUUUACAGUUUUCCUUUCCUCAUGAGAACAUAGUGAUCAAAGCCAGGAAAAGUUUAGCGACUUUGAUAACUUGGUUACCUUGAAAUAAGAAAGAACUUAGUUCUCCACCCACAUUCUUGUUCUGUCAGCAGUGGUGGCUUUGCCUGGGAUAGCUCUUUAGGUCCCACUGUUCCAUUUUGCCAUAUUAUCUCCCAUUCAAGGGCAUAGCCCUCAGCUCAUCAAUUAUGUUCUCUUUAGCCUACCCUACUUGUCAUGGGUGAUUCAGGUUUGGUGAAUGAAAGGACGCACAUAGGCCAGAGAAUCCCCCUAGGCCUUGAUACCCAUGAAGGGUUUGGGAAUGGGUUACGUAAUUGUUCUCAACCUUUUUGUUCCAGAAAGAAACGUGUGCUGAAAUGGAUACCAGAGUUAAAAUGGUCCUUAGCUGUGCCCACAACUCUUCUGAACUGAGUGGUACAAGUCGAAGUAUGCACACAGAAAAUUAUACCUUCUAGUAUUCCUUUGAACUCGGGUUCAAGAUGAUUGCCUGUAUUUGAAUGCUAAGAGUUUGUCUGAACACAGGAGAGGACAGCGGCAGGUUUGCUGAGCUCUUACCUUAGGUAGACACUGAAACUAAGGGAUAAGCGCACAAAGUAGCCAUUGCACUUUAAAGUAUGUCCAAACCUUUUUGCUUGUAUUCUUGUAGCAGACAUUAUUUCUUUGGGGGAACUUAAGCAGUUGUGGUAACCCAGUGGCAUCUUUGUGGCUUGAUUACGGAUUCUGUUGCUGUUGGAGACCAGAUGGUAACUACCUUGAAAAGGAGGUUUGGAAGUCAGACAUGGUAGUUAGUGUUCGGCUGAACUUGGAAGGCUGAGAUGAGGGAAUCACUUGAGUUGGACAUUAGCAACGAUGGGGACCCCAUUUAAAAAUAGGAAGGAAAAGAAACAAGAAGAGUGUGGAGUGCCUUACAUGGCAGGACCUGGAACCCACUGGGAAUAAGCAAAGCAUGUGGAUACCCUCUAACCCCAGCAGGGAAAGAAGUGGUCAUAUAGACUCAGAUGCAGGGCUUUGGGCCACAUGUGUCUUCCCUGUGUCAUUUUUCUUUGACACCCUCUUAUCACUCCCCACCCCCACCCCCACCCCAGGCAGGUAUUGUUUAGACAGGACACCCCUCUAGCCCAGGGGCCUGGAAUAAUUCAAUAUGUUUAUUAUCCAGUCUUGCCUACAACUCUUGGUAGCCCUGCCUCCUGAGUGCUGGGAUUACAGGCUUGAGCACCAAGCCCAGCUUCCUCCUCCACACUCUUGGUGUUACCUCGAAAAUGGUGAAUUCAUUUGCUUUGCACUUGUAGGCAGCAUGAGCCUCACGGUCAUGACAGAUGGUCCCUGACGUGAACCUUGAAGCCUGCUACAACCUGCUGUGGCCACAGUUUCCAUGUCUACAGAACUAUUUCUGAAAUAACAGGGCUAAGAAACUACUAGACAAGUGGUAGCUUGUGGGUAAUGCCUUAGUGCUAUUUAGAUAAAAUAUUUGUCAUUUAUGCUUAAUACAUGUUAAGGAAUGUUUAGGAAGAACAACGUUUUCAGGGAUGGCUGUUUGCUGUGAGUCUUCCACAUUUAUGUAAGAAAAACUGGUGCCAUGUUUUUUAUUUCUAUUGUGACUUGUAAAUAAUCCCGACUUUAAUAAAGUAUUUUAAUAUCUUU